AUGAAGGGGAACGAUGGAUGGCGAGAGGUAGCUUUUGAGGCGGCUGUAGGGCGUCUCUGCCAGCUAAGGCGUCAACUAGGGGCCAGACUGGGCUCAAGCUACAAGGCAUCCCAGGAGGGCGCGCGUAGUUCCACACGGAAGCCAACCGGCACCGAGGUGGCUGAGUUGUAUGGGUCCGAGGAGGCUCACGAGGGUGGUGCACUCUUUGCCUUUGUGGGGUCCGACGAUGGGAACGAGUCUGCCUUGCCGGAGGCUUUGGACGCGUGCCACGCUUUCUUCAAGUUUGCUGACCAGGAGAGCUCUGUCGUCCUCACACACGGAUACGACUUGCUGGGGAAGGGGGCAUACUCCGAUGUGUACCGAGGCACGCUGUGUGUGCCUGCAGUGAAUGGUGUAGCGAGGUACGAUGUGGCCGUGAAGCUGAGUCGUUUGCACAUUGACAGUGUCGCUGAGGUUGACCGCUGGAUGCGUCUGGUUCAGUUGUGGCAGUCUCUGGCGCACCCAUGCUUGGCUUAUUGCUACUACGUGGGAUUCCCGCCACUGGAGGGCGAUGAGGAGGACACCAGCGUCUACAGUGCUCAUGAAAUCGCCUUGGGUGGGACCUUGGACGCCUCUCUGAAGAGGGAAGAGCGAUUUAGCGAGGAUGUAGUUCGAGCCAUUCUCCUUGACCUUCUCCAAGGCUUGUGCUACCUUCACGGUGAGGUGGGGGUGGUGCACAAUGACAUCAAGCCGCACAACAUACUACUUGUGGAUGAAGCAAGCCGGCAAGUGCGAUACAAGUUGGCGGACUUUGACCUGAGCUACCCCAUCACAUCCUCUAGCUCGGAAAUGGGGUUAACUACGGGGCCAGCAGUGGACGGAAGUGGGCGUGAGGCUGACGAGCUCACCUACGGCACACCGCCAUAUAUGUCCCCUGAGAGCUGUCGCGGGCUUCCGUUUCUGCCUAGUAACGAUAUUUGGUCAGUAGGCAUUCUGGUCUAUCAGCUUUCAACGGGACGAUUGCCGUGGAAUCCAUUGGAGUUGUGUGUGCCGUCGAUGAUUUUGCACGGCUACCGACGGGGCUCUUCAAACCGCUUUAGGCCAAUGCUGGAGGAGUUCGAGAAGGACGUUUGCCGUGUCUACUCAGAGCAGCUAAAGGACCUGGUGAGGAUUUGCCUCGCGGAAGAGGUCAGUAAGCGGCCCACUGCCGCUGCGCUUCUGCGGCACCCUUUUUUGCGUCGCUCAGAGAGGGAAAUCUGA
Molecule: messenger RNA, 1239 nt
Organism: Trypanosoma conorhini
Lineage: Eukaryota; Euglenozoa; Kinetoplastea; Trypanosomatida; Trypanosomatidae
Product: protein kinase
Exons: 1
Coding region: 1-1239 (412 amino acids)
Biological process (GO): protein phosphorylation
Cellular component (GO): cytoplasm
Molecular function (GO): protein serine/threonine kinase activity; ATP binding
Source: RefSeq, a predicted model, not a curated record